Messenger RNA from Didymodactylos carnosus, 315 nucleotides. NCBI's taxonomy places the organism in Eukaryota, Metazoa, Rotifera, Eurotatoria, Philodinida, Philodinidae. The record is from the annotation of a GenBank genome assembly.
AUGUAUGGUAUAACAGCAUUCGGUUCAAAUGGAGCAAGGUCAGCCGGUUCAAAUGGAGCAAGAACAGCCGGCUCAAAUGGAGUAAGAUCAGCCGGUUCAAAUGGAGCAAGAUCAGCCGGUUCAAAUGGAGUAAGAUCAGCCGGUUCAAGUGGAGCAAGAUCAGCCCUUUCAAGUCCGAGCGGAGAACCACGAAAAGCCAAAAUUAAGAAAAAAGAUGAGGACAAAAUGAGAAAUGAUCACGGAAAUAACAUGCUUUUGAUCCUGGUUGAUAAAAUUUCAAAGAAAAAAGCAAAAGUUGUUGAUGACGAAAAUUAA